This is a messenger RNA of Phodopus roborovskii (desert hamster), 1091 nucleotides long. RefSeq names its product transmembrane protein 178B-like. Bases 327 to 1091 code for a protein of 254 amino acids. The record is from RefSeq and is a predicted model, not a curated record. The transcript is spliced from 5 exons. Lineage: Eukaryota; Metazoa; Chordata; Mammalia; Rodentia; Cricetidae. Gene Ontology annotation, cellular component: membrane.
CCCAGGCGGAGGGUUAGGACAGUCACCUCCUGAGCGGUGGGACGUGGCGGUGUUGAGCUCGCCGCCGCUGGAGGAGGCUGCGCCCGCCCGGAGGAUGCCCAGGACCCCGCGGGAGCCCCAGCGGAUCAGAACUUUUUAGGCUGCCCGCCCCGAUCCCCGCAGUCUCCCGGCUCGGUGUCUGCAGGUGGGGGCCAAGGGGUCGCCGCGGCGCAGCUCCUCGCCAGUCCCCACCCCCAGCUCGGCCGCCCGCCGCUUUGUUCGGGGCGCGCAGAGAGAAGGCGAGGCUGCGGCGGAUCAUGCCCAUGGUGUAGCCGCCAAGCGGAGGCAUGGCUGCCGGAAGGUUACUGCUCUACACCGGCCUUUCGCUAGCGCUCUGCGCCCUCGGCAUGCUGGCUGUGGCCAUCUGCUCCGACCACUGGUACGAGACGGACGCCAGGAAACACAGGGACAGGUGCAAGACCUUCAACACCCGCCGGGUCGACCCCGGCUUCAUUUACAACAACAACAACAACUUGCCUCUGCGCGCGAGCCGCUCGCGCCUGGACCGCUGGGAGGGCAAACUCCUCCGGGCCCGGAAUCGCCGGCAGCUGUUCGCCAUGAGCCCGGCGGACGAGUGCAGCCGGCAGUACAACUCCACCAACAUGGGCCUCUGGAGGAAGUGCCACCGGCAGGGCUUCGACCCGGAGAUCGCCGCCCUCAUCCGGAAAGGCGAAAUUGAGAGAUGCACUUACAUCAAGUACCACUACUCCUCAGCAACAAUCCCCAGGAACCUCACAUUCAACAUCACCAAGACCAUUCGCCAGGAUGAGUGGCAUGCCCUGCGUAAGUACAACUGCGUCUUUUUGGCUGGACUCAGUGGGCAGCUGUGCCUGAGGUCCCCAGCUGAGAGCCCCGAGAGACUCAAUCAGUGCGUCUGCUACAACCACACCAGACAUGGGCUCGCACACAGCGGCCUUGAAGCUAUGCCCCAGGUACUUAGAACACGACACAAGGCUUGUGUGGGAGCCCUGCACCCUUGUCCCGUGUUUAACCACCUCAUCGGUGUGAUCGAGGGCGUUUGUGCCACAGUGAUCCGUGCUGCAGCUAGGUAA